Molecule: messenger RNA, 2491 nt
Organism: Eriocheir sinensis (Chinese mitten crab)
Lineage: Eukaryota; Metazoa; Arthropoda; Malacostraca; Decapoda; Varunidae
Gene: YL-1
Product: vacuolar protein sorting-associated protein 72 homolog
Exons: 10
Coding region: 586-2421 (611 amino acids)
Biological process (GO): chromatin remodeling; regulation of DNA-templated transcription
Cellular component (GO): nucleus
Molecular function (GO): ATP-dependent H2AZ histone chaperone activity
Source: RefSeq, a predicted model, not a curated record
AUUAUCCUUAAGGAUCUCAACUGACGGAAUGUACAAAAAAACAUUGGAAUUAUGCAUGGAUUUAUUUUCACGCAUACAACGUUUGAAUGUAUAUGUUUUAGAGUUUUAUUUUAGGCGUAUAUAUCCAGUACAAACAACUAUUCGUAAGGGAUGUUUUAUAAGACGGUGGUUUUGUAUAUAUAUAUAGUUUUAUGCCCUUUGUAAAGCUUGCUCAAGUGGUCGGGUCCGCUAGCCUAUGUAUCACCAGCGGAAACGGACAGUAGCAGCGUUCGUCCACCAGUCCAGUGUGUCAAUCAUAGCGUGGUUGAGGUGGAAUUGACAACCAUGUAUAUUUAUUUUGUUGUGACGUUUCGGGAAUGAGAAAUGUUUUUGGUUUUGUACAAGUGUCCGGUUGGGUGUCGGUUGCCGUGUGUGGUGGGGUGGUUGUGGGUGUGUCCAAGGGUGAUGUGCUGAAGGGUGUACGUUAGGAAGGGAGAGAAGACAGGAGGAGAGAAGAGCUGCAGGGAGAUGUGAAGACUCCGAAGAUAUAUACGAAAUGGCCUCUGUACUCUAUUCAGGAGCAGGGCGGUUGAGUAGUGAGACACAAUGGCUGCUGAACGUGAGCGGCGGAACAAUGCCGGGACCAAGAUGUCACGCCUGCUGGAGGAGGAGGAGGAGGAUGACUUCUACAAGACAACCUAUGGCGGCUUCAUGGAGGAGGCUGAUGAUGUGGACUACCAAUCCGAGGUGGAGCAAGACGAUGAGGUGGACUCCGACUUCAGCAUCGAUGAGAAUGACGAGCCGGUGUCGGACAUGGAGGAGGACGCCAAGGGGGGGAAGAAGAAGGGCGGCAGACUCAUCACCAAGGCUUACAAGGAACCCAAGACUGCCAAACCCAAAUCCAGCGAUGGGACCCUCUCCACCUCCUCACCGCCUCCCGUCAAGAAGGUCAAGGAGAAGAAACUGAUCAAGAAGCCGGCUGAGUUUGACCUCUCGGCCCUGGAGAAGAAGGGGAUCCGUAAGUCCACCCAAAUGAAGUCCGCCGAGACAGUGAAGCGGCAGAAGGAGCGGGCGGAGGUGGAGAAGAAGCGCGCCAUGAAGAAGAAGGAUGUGCUGCCCAGCCUGCCCAGACUCACCCAGGAGGAGCUGCUGGAGGAGGCCAAGUUGACGGAGGAAGUCAACCUCAAAUCCCUCGAGAAGUACGAGUUAGCGGAGAUGGAUCGCAAGAAGCCCAAGGUGGUGCGGCGAACCUUCUCGGGGCCGUUCGUCCGCUACCAGUCCACCACCAUGCCGCUAAUCCAGGAGGCGGACGUCCCCAUCAAACCACCACACAAGGAGGAGCUGCCGGCGGAUGAGAUGAUAACAGACUCGGCAGCGGACCUCAAGAGCAUCGAGGACAACAAAGAAAACUCCUCUGUCGUCCAAACCAUCACCGACCCCUCCGAGAAGUGCGAGCGUUCCUUCCUCACCUUCUCCGACGAGGUCAACUUCAAGCGCUCCUUCCGAAAGACCAAACCCAAGACCGUGCAGAAGAACAUUUGCCCCAUCACCAGGUUGCCGGCACGUUACUUCGACCCCGUGACGCAGCUGCCCUACGCCACGCUGCAGGCCUUCAGGGUCCUGCGCGAGGCCUACUACCAACAGCUGGAGGACAAGGGUGAUCGCAACAACAAGCAGGUGGCCAAGUGGCUCGCCUGGCGGAGGGAAUACAAGAAAGUCCGAGCCUCAGCCCAGAGCAUCAAGCCCACUGUCACCACACUGCAGCAGGGGACGCCCGGUGCUGCUGCUGCUGCUGUAUCUGCCACGCCACGCAGCACCGCCAUUCCCGUAGUGACAUCCACCGCACCAUUCACUCAAGGGAUAGCGUACACAUCUACCGUCCCGUUCUCGUCACCCGCGACCUCAGCCGUUACGUCAGUGGCAGCUGUGGCGCAGAUUUUGAGGUCGGCGGCUCCGGUCACGUCAACGCUCAUCGCCACGACCGCCAUCGCCAGUACGCUUUCGACCGCCACAUCUGCCACCGCCACCUCGCUUCAGCUGGGCGCCCGCACCUCUGUCUCGUCCGCCGAUGCAGGUAGUCUCGGCAGCCUCCAGGGGCAGACGGUACAGCUGGUGCAGACUGUUAGCCGAAGCAUGGGUGGCGGCGUGCGUCCUGGCCACCAGAUGGUCAUCACCAGCGCUGGACCAUCUGGGGGCCUGCAGCUGGUGGGGGGCAGCGGGGGCAAUCUGCUGGUCCAGGGCGGCACAGGUGGCACCCCGAACCUCCUGGUGCAGAGCGGGGCAUCCGGGAACCUCCAGUUGGUGCAGCAGGGGAGCGGCAGUGGUGUGCAGGUGAUGCAGACAACGACAGGUGGCAAUGUCCAGGUGGUGCAGGGCGGGCGGUUCACCAUCCGUCCCGUCGCCAGCCAGGCCUUCACCAACCUGCAGUCGCUCCUCAAGUAGGCUACCUGCAGGCACACUCGACUCGUCAUCGCGGAAGCUCUCCUGAUGUGUGUGUGUGUGUGUGUGUGUG